Molecule: messenger RNA, 1307 nt
Organism: Corticium candelabrum
Lineage: Eukaryota; Metazoa; Porifera; Homoscleromorpha; Homosclerophorida; Plakinidae
Exons: 3
Coding region: 1-1158 (385 amino acids)
Source: RefSeq, a predicted model, not a curated record
AUGACAUUCACGAGUGUCAUUGCAACAGCCAUUCUGACUUGUCGAGUUGUUGGCUUCACCAUGUCUUUGCGAAGGCUCUCGCCCGUCUUCGUUUGGUGUUUCUUUCUAGUCUCAUCAUCUUCUAGUGCUAACACUUCAGGUGCACCGCGUUAUCCUGCAUUUCCCGUGCAAUUUACGGCAAAUUACUCGGACAAUUAUGGUGCUACUGCUCAAGUAUUCGUGGCGUCAACAAGAAGCGAAACGGGAAGGUUUCUUGCGAGAAUCGAAUACGAUAUGGUUCUCAAGCAAGUAGAAACAGAAGCAGCCUACAGCCAUGCAUAUAUGUAUACAGCACCAGAUGUAGCAAAGACAGACAAAGUUUACAACAAGACUCUCGCUCUUGUAUACUCCAAACAGCCUGACGCCGAGAAUUGUUAUUUCACUACCGACAUGGUCCCUGAAAUGUUUUCUCCCAUGGGCUUAGGAGCUCUCAUGAUUGGUCACUCAAACGAAGAAUGCAUGGGACUGACGGUUUGCGAUGGCAUGACAUACACUGAAACUGUGAUGAGAAAUGGAAUGAAGACAGACGUUUGGGUUAUCGAGGUUGGGAUUGAUGACAAUGGGACUGUCUAUGUUGAUGCUAACACAGGAAUUCCAUAUGAAUCAGUUUGGGACCAUCGAGGCCACGGCACAUUUGACCCAUCCGGGAACAUAGUUGCACGCACCAUCAUCACUCCCGGAAUGCCAAAAAAUCCAAUUCAACUGCCAAAAGGCUGGGAGCAAGCUUGUGGUCAGGUCUUUAACGCAGGAGUCAAUACAAGUGAAGGCAUACAAGAUGCGUAUAUAACAACACCGAAAGGCAGUGCUGUGGUCACAUUCAACUUGUAUGACAAACCUCAAUGGGGCAACUUAACGAUUACACUCACACCAAAAUCGACAGCAUGCCUUGACUGCAUCGAACUCGAUCCCGAUCAUCUUGUCUUCACGCCUAAAAACUACACUCAAUUUCAGGACGUUAAGUUGAUCUACAAGAAGGAUGGAGUCGUGAGCAUCGAUAUGAAAAUGUCGGAGGAAUAUCACUCUUUGGUCUAUCCUCACUACCUUCGCGUCUGUGCUUGUUCGGGUGGUGUUACUAACGUCACAUGUCAUGGAUCACUUCGUAACAGUAACUGUCCCUGACAAUGAACGAUUGACUGACUUCCUAGGAUGCUGAUGGCUGCUGCAAUGAGCAAAGCAGUGGCUUGCUGUUUGUUGGUUUUAGUAGUCACUGCUGAGAUGAGCUAUUACUGCAGUAGAUUGUUGUUGGUCUUCUAUAACAAUUUGCUGUU